Brettanomyces nanus is the source of this 2532-nucleotide messenger RNA. RefSeq lists its product as uncharacterized. The coding region runs from base 1 to 2532 and encodes 843 amino acids. The record is from RefSeq and is a predicted model, not a curated record. The transcript has a single exon. Gene Ontology annotation, molecular function: protein serine/threonine kinase activity; ATP binding. Gene Ontology annotation, biological process: intracellular signal transduction; protein phosphorylation. NCBI's taxonomy places the organism in Eukaryota, Fungi, Ascomycota, Pichiomycetes, Pichiales, Pichiaceae. Gene Ontology annotation, cellular component: nucleus.
AUGGCUUCUAACGCAUAUAAUCACCACAGUAAGAAGCUGGCGACUUCCGGUGAUGACAAUGAACCCAGCGCUAAGCACGGUCCAAUUCACUUCUUUCGAUCCAUCAAGAAUCACAUAUCCAGAGAUAUUCAUGAUUCUAUAGGCCACAAAGGCUCCGAGCAAUCCAGAAAGCAUUCUUCUACUACUUAUCAGAAUUUGUCUUCUGAGAAAUCAAUAUCCUUUGAAGCACGCAAAAACAGUGCGUCUACGCUACGCGUGCGUUCAUAUUCAUUAACAAGUAAGAAGGCGAUACCGUUUCUUGAUGAGCAAGGCGAAGGAGAAAGAUCCGGAACUAAAGUUCCAGUUCCGGAGCAGUUACAUAGCAUUCCCCUGAAAAAUGAUGGUGCUCAUGACAAUGAUUCCACUCGAUCUUCUGUUCAUAAAAGUCUUUCCAGUCCUCAACUGAUUAAGCCAGAUGACAGUUCGUCGCUCAAACGGGCGCACACAACUGCUGCACAUCCUCACAAGAUGGAAUAUAAUCCCUAUGGGAUCUUUCGUGCGUCGCAUAUCGUAGAUUUUGGAACCAUGUUCGGCUCCGGAGAAGCUAAGCCUGAAAGUAUGUUGAUGCUUCCAUAUCCCACCGAAGAUCCGAACGAUUAUCUACCACCACAGUUUCAGGAGAAAUGCCAGUCUCUCGAAGACCUCUACGACACUACUGCAAACUCUUCCAUAGGAUCAGGAGGAGCUGCAUUGAUUAAGAGGGUGAGACUCAAAAGUAAUCAAAGAGUAUACGUGGCUUUAAAGAAGUUCUCUCUUUUCCGAGGAGAAUCUGCUCAACAGUAUUAUCGACGUAUCGUGCAAGAGUAUGUGGUUAUGAAGAAUUUCAAGCACAUUCACACCGUGUCCUGCUAUGAAUUACUCAAGCUACCCGUGUACAUGCAGCGUUCUUGGGGCAUGACUAUGGCCUUCUUUCCCUGCGACCUUCUUUCUCAGGUAAGGAAGACGGCUUGGAGAGCUACAUCACUUUCUGAGAGGCUUUGCUUCUUCAAGCAGAUCUGCUUCGGCUUGAAAUAUAUGCAUGAGUGUGAUAUAGCUCACCUGGACAUCAAGCCCGAAAAUAUUCUUGUAGCAAGUAACGGAAUUCUACGAAUUACAGACCUUGGAUGUUGCGAAUUCGGUCACGAGGAACCUGGAAACUUCAAGUCUCCUGUCAAACUUCGAAACAAAUUGCUUGGUACACCUCCCUACCAACCUCCCGAGGUUGCUCUUUAUAAACGUCUCGAAAUCGGCGACAGACCGAAGUUUGAUCCGUUCAAAUUUGACUACUGGUCUUUAGGCGUGUUGCUAUUUGUUCUCAUUAGAGGUAAAACCCCAUUUGCCGAAUGCAAGCCGUCAGAUUUGAAUUUUCUUGACUACGAGAAAACUUAUACCAGAUUUUGUGACAUUGUUCCGGAAUUUUUGAAGAAUGACGUCUCAAAGUGCCCUACGAAAGGUCGUUUUGCAGAAGGUUUUGCCAAUCCCAAGAUCGCUCGUAUUGGUUGGAGAUUAUGCGAUCCUAAUUAUAAAACCCGGAUGACAAUACCAGAACUAUUUGAAGACGAGUUCUUUCAGAAAAUAGAAAUGUGUAUCGACGAGGCCAACUACGAAUGCAAUUUUGUUCACCAUAGAGGUGCAAAAGGCAGAGCAUUUGAAGUAGAGUAUGGGUCAGAUGUUGAGCUUGUCAAGAACGGUAAAUUAGGAUGUCGAAGACUUACAAACACAUCCUCUAUGAGGAACCCGUCGAUAUCUGAUAGAAAGACUCCUGACAGACUUUUGGGUGAUCGGCCUUUGGAUACCGGACUCCCCAGUGAUAAAGAUAAUGCAUCGCCGACUGCCUCCCAUAAAUACGAGUCUCUAGUUGAGAUGGGACUUCGGAGUCGGCGCCAUGAAGAUAGUCAUGGCAUCAGCAGUAGUAGUAGUAGCAACAGCAGCGCCAGCAGCAUCAAUAAUGCUAAAAGGAGUACAUCAGUUCAUUAUCAGUCAGACUUAAACAGGGUGGACGAGUCGAAGAGGGAAGAAGAGGAGGAUAGACGGAACGAAAGUCCUAUUAAGUCUUCCUCUUCUUCGUUAGAGCCAGUGGUCGACUCUCAUGCAAGCUCCAGCAAUUUGACGUCCACUAGCACAUCUUCAUUCAACACUACCGAGUCGGAUUGGAACAAAUAUGAGGAUGCCAUUACAGAGGAUGAGAGUUCUUCUUUCUUGUCUGCCACUCCCAGUGUACACAACAAUAAUAGUGAUAUGAGUGACAGGUCUCCUACUCCUGGUCCUGAGGUGGCUCCUUCUACUUCCGUUGAGAUACAUGAAAGCGAGGCAGAUAGUGAGAAUAAGGGAACAAACGAGAUCAAUCCAUACGAUAAAUACGAGUUUAUCCAUCCCGAUGGUACCGCCUCUUUUUAUGAGUUUAGCGAUGAUGACCAUAAAGAUAAAAAUACGGAGUAUAUGGUCGUCAACUACGAUACAAUGGUGAAAAAUACCCAGUUUGAGGUCGUUACCCAUGCACAUGCUAUUUACUAG